AUGGCUUGCGAUGACCAGUGCUUGAGUGGUAAAGCUCUCCGAAAAUUCGAGACAAUCAACAAGGUGAAAGUUUACAGCUUCACACCCUCUGACGCUCACCCUCACAAGACAAUCUUGGUACUUUCUGACGUGUUCGGAGUGGAGCUCAAGAAUAUUCAAUUGAUCACCAAUCAACUUGCAAAAAGAGUUGGCGUAUCAGCCUAUCUGAUUGAUUAUUUGAAUGGAGACCCUGUUCCAGAGGCUGCUCUGAAAGGGAAUUUUUUGCUUCCAGGUUGGUUAGUAAACCAUGGCCCAGAGCAAACGAGGGCCUUGUUGAACAAAGUCAUGGAGGCUCUCAAUCCCAAAAGGUUCACGGACUUCGCGGCUGUUGGAUACUGCUUUGGUGGUAAAUAUGUCUUCAACCUUGCUCAAGAGAAUGCGUUGAAGGUUGGAGCUACUAGUCAUCCUAGUCUUCUAGAAAAUCCCAAAGACAUUGAGAAACUCUUGGAAUCCAGUCAUCUUGAUAGUCACUUCCCAAUUGAAUUCCAAAAGUUGACCGACAAAAUCUUGGGAGAUGGCAAAUACAAACCUGGGUACAAGCACAACUAUUACGCCGGCGUGGUACAUGGGUUUGGGUCUCGGGCUGAUCUGGACAAUCCAUUAGAAACGAAGGCAUUUGAAGAAUCAACAGAGGAAAUUAUCAGUUGGUUCAAGACUCAUCUGAUGGUCUCCACAAAAUAA
Molecule: messenger RNA, 720 nt
Organism: Melampsora larici-populina 98AG31
Lineage: Eukaryota; Fungi; Basidiomycota; Pucciniomycetes; Pucciniales; Melampsoraceae
Exons: 7
Coding region: 1-720 (239 amino acids)
Molecular function (GO): hydrolase activity
Source: RefSeq, a predicted model, not a curated record